ACGAUUGGCUGAUAGUGUAGUACUUUAAGACGAUAAAAAUUAUUAAAAUAAAACUAAUAGAAUGUGAAAAGAAUUGCCAAAAAAGAUUUAUUUAAACAUUAAAAAUAAGAUAACAAUAGAAGAUUUAGUUUGAAAAUAAGAACAGGAGCAAGGGUUGAAAGUUGUGGUCUGAUUGGACGUCAAAUCGAAGGCAAUCAAGCAGCAAAAAGGAAGUAGAAGGACAAACGGAGGCCAUUAAGCGCAUCAAACGGUAACAACCGGCUAGUAAGACAUUUUUAUUGAAGAACGAUAUGCAUAGUGCAUCCUAUUGCGUGAAAAUGUCAGGACCAUCGACCUUGCUGUUGGUGCUCAUGUUGCUGCUUAGUCGGGUAGCCGGCGAUAUUAGUAGUAGUGGUAGUGCUGAACAGUCGUUUCACGCAGUAACUGUUCAACCGACUGCUUUUUCAGCAUCGGCACCGGUGGCAGACACAGUUAGUGACGAGUUGCAGCGUAGCCUGCGAUUCGAUCCUCCGUUGCUGGAUUUCGGCGAAGCGUGCCCGGUGGGAACUGCGCGUGCACACACGGUGACAUUAGUGAAUCAGAAUGCGAAUCGUAGCGUAUAUUUGACUUCUGUGUCGGGACGUACACCAACAUUUUACUCGAGUUUUUUUGAGGCGAAAGUAGUGCCGCCGCAAGGCAAUACUACCUUCAAUGUGGUCUUUCUGCCGCGCGUACAUGGCAGUGUUACAACGGAUCUACUAAUACAUACGUCCUUUGGGCAGGCGCGUUUGCAAGUACGCGGCGAGGGACGUGAUUGCCCGUAUCGAUUGAAACCGUUAGUGGGGAUCAAGGCACCACUUAAUGCGACGCUCACACCCGAGAUCCAAAUGUACAAUCCACACAAUAAGCCACUUCAAAUACUCGAGGUUUAUAGCAGUGGCGGUCAGUUCCAAUUAGAACUGCCGAGUGGUGGUCAGGAAGGUCCACAAACAUUAUGGGAGAUACCGCCAUAUGAAACGAAAUCUAUCAUCCGUAUACGUUUUCACGCGCGUACCGUCGGUAAUCACACGGCUUAUAUACGCAUAAAGAUCUCUGAACAGGUUAACGAAAAUGAUGCGGAUUCCACAAGCAACAGUGGAAAUGUGCUGGUUAUACCUGUCGAAAUUGAAAUUCUACCAUUGCACGGUCUGUACGCAGAUAAUCCAGUUGUUAAUUUCGGCCGUUUGUCAACAGUUGUUGGGCACAACAUGAAACCGUUACAAUUGAAGUUACAACUUCACAGCUCGCAUAUGCGGCAACAGCACGUAUUACACGACUAUACGCUUCGCAAUGUGCCAGGUCUAACAUUCGACCCUAAAGGUGGUGUUGUCAUAUUGGAAUCGUGGCUCUUCGAUAGCUCAACAAUAUUGGACGAGGUGAUGAUAUUGCGCAGCAUACCACGUGCUCCGCUGCUGGAGAACAACACGCAAACUGCACAUGAAUUCACUGUGCUAAUACGUGCCGAAGUGUUUAGAGGAGCGCUGCACUACGAUGCCAAUGCGACCACUUUUGUAACCCAAGCGACGCUUGGUACACGGGGCGGCAAUAAACGCAGCUUGGUGGUGCGCAAUGAUUUUGAAACGCCUUUAGCGUUGCUGAAUGUAAGCCUUCCGCAGCACACAGAGGGUCUUGCUUUACGCGCGCAAUACAGUAGUGAUUACCUUGAUGCUUUAGCCAGCAGAACAUCGGGUGCUUUGGUGCUGCCUCGCGGUGGUUCUUUGGCUUUGUUGCAACUACAGAUGCUGAACUCAAGUAUGGUCUACAAGACCAAUUUACUCAUACGCACGAAUAUUACGCACAUCGUGGUGCCGUUGGUAGUUUGUGGAGGCCGUUUACAUGUGUCCACCUAUGAUACAGCGCGUCUACAGACCGAUGCGCCGUAUAAAGUGGAUUUGAAUUUGGGCGCAAUACCAUUGGCAGAGACGUCGCACAAUGGCUAUAUUGUGCUGCGUAAUCGCAACCCUUUGCCUGUUAAAUUGAACAAUUGGAAUUUCAAAUCACCGCAAGGAGUAUACUUUCAUACGACAUUUCGUGGCUGCUUGAGGCCAGAUUCACUGCGGCUGUUGCGCAAUGCUACACUCAAGUUGGAGAGUGCGAAGUUCAAGCUAUGCACGCAAUUGGAACAAGACGAUGUAGCUGUUUUCCAAGUGACCAUACAAUCAUAUAUAACCGAGCAACACCAGUGCACGCUCAAAAUUUGGACGACAUACGAGGAAAUAACGACGACGGUACGUUUUCGCACCUGGAUUGGUAAACUGGAAGUGGAUCAAGAGAAACUGUACUUCAAAAAUUGUUUUCCGGGAAAACACUGUUCAGCCGAAUUGGCUAUACGCUCAACUUUUCAGCAUCCUAUACACAUUACCUCGAUCAAUUUUACUGACGCAGGUCUACGCUUCGAGGACUACAACGUCAACGGCUCGAUAAUCGAAGGCAAUGCGAUGUCUAAAGUAGGUCGCAUACACUUCGAACCAGCGUUGCUUUGUCAGCUGCGUUGCUAUAUACCGCAAGAUGAGCGCACUAAUAUGAUUGCUUUCCCUGCCCCGCAAAAUACCCGUGGCGGUCUCAACAACAAUCUACAUUUCGACGAGACGGAGUUGCGGCGACGCACCGAGUUGUUUCGCCGCCUAAAAUACGACUUUCAGAACAUUGCCUUCACAUUGAACAGCAAUGAAGUGCGGCAAUUUUUACUACAGCUAAUAAUUGACAUCGAGUGGCCGAAAUUUGUCACUGGAAAACAAGUGUUGCCCACAAUAGAGGUGAACAAACCGCAGGAAGUCCAGGUGCUAUUGAGAAAUCCAGCGGAUACACCAGUGCUACUCGAUUACUUUCUCUCGGUUCCGGCGUUUGCGAAGGAAACGCACUUGUCGUUACCUUUAGAAGUAGUGGACAUUGCGCCGCAUUGCUAUUUAACCGAUAAGGAUGUAUUUUCUCUGCCAGGCGGUGCGCCGCUUAAACCAGUGUUGUUGCCACCGCAUACGAGUUUACCGGUGACGAUUUCUUUUGAGGCACCCAUUGCCGAUACGUAUUGCACGCUGCUGCACAUACGCAAUAAUCUGACACUCUACGAAGCGGUUUGGCUGAGUGCGAAAGUGGUGCACUCACAGUUUCGCCUUGGCAAUCGCAAACCCGGUUCGAAAGCAACGCUGGUUUUUGACUUAACAGAAAAACAUUUUUCGGUUUGCAAUCAGUCUCCGAUUCAUCAACAAGGAUCUAAUGAGCGCGAUGAAUUGGUUGUUCGGAAAUACCCAAAGGUGGUAUUAAAGCGCACAUUUACGGCACGAAACACAGGCGAAAUACCCAUUUGGAUUGAGACGUUUCAAAUUGGCAAUCAUAUGUGCACCGGCUAUGGUUUCAGUAUAUCGGAUUGUAGCAGUUUUCCACUGAAGGCAAAUGAAACAAAAAAGAUUGAGAUUGUGUUCACUCCCGAUUACACUAUGCCAAAUAUCCUGAUACCGCUGAAAAUACACACGAACCUCUCUUACAAUGUGGAAUAUAGAUUGGAGGCGCGCCUGCUUCCUAGCACGCUUGAGCUGUGUUCGGCUUUGAUACCGCGUCCCGAUUGGGAGGAACGCAUACGUAAUGCAGCCAUUGUGUUGUUGGCCACAACAUUUGUUUUCGUGCUUAUCGCCGCGAGCAUUGAUUUCGACAACAUAUUGCUUAGUCAGACAGCGUUGUAUGAGGCGCGCGACAAAGGCUCCGUGCAUCCGACCUUUAAUUUACGCAAUAUUGCUUUGAAAGCGCAGGUAGCGGCGAAUGCCGUGGACGACGAGCAGCAGCAGCAGCAGCAUAUUGAUUCGGCAACGCAUGCACAGCCGCCGCGACGAAGUGGAAUACAACAGCAACAUCAGCAACACCCGAAGGUUAGUACCAGCAGCAGUAGUAGCAGUAGUGGCAGCAACGGCAGCGGCGGUAACAGUAAUAGUGGUGUGAAAAAGCGCACCUUGAAGCGGCAAAACAACGUGAACAGCAAUGCGACGGCGAACCGCGCCAGUUUACCUUGGUCGCUGGAUUUAAACGCGUUCAAGAGCAACGUAACGAUGAUAAAAAACGCGAGCGAGAACGAUAAGAGCAGCCUCAGCAGCGUCACAAGCGGCAUGCAGCAGCCGGCUGGUAGUGAAAGCGUGGGGAAGAAGAGCGCUACCACUUCCACGAUACCCAAAGCACAAACGCACAAUGAUAAAGUGAAUAGAGGAGGUGGGGACGUAAUUAGUACAACUUUAACAAUGGCGACAAGUAGUGCCAAUAAUGCCAAUGGCGCAGGGAAGAAGCAGCAGCAACCAACCCAGUUGUCCGCAACACAGCCGCAAGAGCUAACCUCACCACAGCAACAAGCGCGUGGCGCGCGCAAAGUGAAAAAUGUGGGCGGCGCUUCAGUGGCAGCGAACGAGAAAAACGACAAAGAGACAGCUAGCGGCCAUCAAAAGCCACAGGUGUGCACCGGCAAAAAUGCGCGUGGUAAUACCAAUAAGGCGAACGCUAAUGAAACGCUCAGCCCUAUUGCCAACGUUCGAGAUACGGGUGUCGCUUGUAGCACAGCGUCAAUGCACUCGCCGCCAGCGAAGGAAGCCGGUGCACAAAGUUCGUCCAAAUAUGGCAAAACACCGGGACGCGAACGCCGCAAAGAUGCGCAAAGUGGAAACUCUGGUAACAAUGGCAAUGAUGCGACUCCAUCGAAUUGCUCUUCAUCAUCCACGAAUUCUGGCGGUUCGAGCGCAUCGCGCCGUGCUGAACGCAGAUGUCGCCAACGUGCAGCGGCCGCAUUGCGAUCGUUGAAUUUCAAUGAUGCGCCCACAACGGCGGCACCAACUAUUGCUCCAGUAACACGUCCACGGACCACGAGUGGAAAAGAUAGCAGUGGCGGUGCCGCUAGUGUUAUGGGUGGAUUAUUGAGCUGUUUAAGUACGCCUUGGGACACUGGCAAUCAGGCGACUUUCAGCGAUGUAUUGCAAGCACAACCCAUUACUGUGCCGGGGAAAAACAUGCCUAAAUCGAGCGAUCCAUCUAAUGUGGCUAUGGCUGAUAGCAGAUCGGCUUUCGCCUUCGCCGACAAAGAAAAGCGCGCUGUAGAGCACGAAUCGGGCUUUGGCGUUAAACCGCAAGAGCAGUUGCAGUCAGCGCAACAGAAGCAGCCACAACAGGUUGUCGGACAAAACUCAAUUGGUAUGGGGUUGGAAAAGGCGCCAAGCUUGAAUUCUACUGAGCUGGGUCCGAUCGGCUCAAAGAAGUCACCUUCUUCUACACCCGUCUGGGAGCCCGUGAAUAGCAGCAGCAGCAGUAGCGGUAGCAGCAGCCAUGGUGGCAAUGGACUGCAAAUUCCAAAGCCAAUUGUGUCCACAGGCAACUGUAGUUUUUUCUCGAAUCUUUUGACCACAUACGAAUACGACGGCAAUCGGCAACUGAGUGGUAUCGAUGCCGAUCCGUACGAAAUGAAAAAGGCUCAAGAUGAGUACUUCGAAUACAUGUACAAUUUACGUCAACAGCAGCUGCAGGCUCAAGUGCAGGCACAUGUUCAGGCUCAAGUACAGGCACAACAGCAACAACAGCAGCAGCAACUGCUGCAAGGUGUCGACUGGGCACGUCUCAACUCGCGCACUUGGUCACCAAUGGCAGCGUAUUUGGGGCAGCACGAUAGUCCUGGUGUCAGUGGCAGUGGUGGUGCAUUAGCUGCUGCUGUAAAUAGCGCAACCGCUAGUGCUGGAUUAGUGAGCAGUUUGAGUGCACCGAUGGCAGGCGGCGGUAGUGCCACAGCAUCCGCUUGGCCGCCCAUUGGUGGGGCAGCCACAUCGGCUGGUGGUGCCGUCAAUAGCAGUGGUGGCGUUAGCUCAACGGUUAUACGUCCACCGCCCGGCUUGGAAAGCAACUUUCAGGGCAUUAGCAACAAUACACAAUCAACCGCACAACAACAGCAAAAGCAGCAGCCAUUAAAUGUGUUGGCCAACGAUGCAGAUGCUGCUAUCACAGCCGAAAUGCAGACAUUCGAUCCAUUUAGUUCACUUAGUUCUAUUUGGUCGGAUAGCUGGCAGAAACGCAACAAUAGUAAUAACAGCAAUAACAGCAAUACGGGCGGCGGAAAUAUGAAUUGAAGUUGUUAGAUGUAAGAAGUAUGCGCGAGCGCUUGCUUGCAUGGAAUGUUUGUCGUCAAGGCGUUAGGUUGAGCGAUUGAUCGGUUGGCGGAAGUGAUUCUUUGUAUAGCUCUUUUGGUUAUAUAAUUUUGUUUUUUAACGACAAACUAACGCACCGCGAAUGAAGUUAACGAUUUUCUAAAAUUUUUGACAGCACAGCAAGUUAUGAGCGCCAACCACUCUCGCUAAUCCCUCAUUGAGUUAUUUUUUGUUUGUAAUCAUCUAAUAACUGAACUUAAUAAUUAGAUUUAUAUUUUGAAACUUGUUGCCAUAUACUCUUCCCUCUAUUUCCCAACAACCUGGCCGUCCACAACCAACACGCGAAAAAUACAAAAGAGAUUAACGCAAAAAAAAAAGUAGCAAAAGAACACCGGAAAUGUGGAAAUGCAGUAAAACGAACAAAAUUCGAAAUUCGAACCAAUGAAAUUCGAUGUUUUUUUAACCGAAUGGUUACUACUGUUAAAUUGUCUCAAUUAUGUAUAUUAUGUAUAUUUUCUUUGCCGAUAAUUUUUCUUAAAACUGGUAUUUGAUGAGGACAAUGAACGUUGGAUGAAGAAAAUGAAAUCAAUUUGAGACAAUGAGAAAAUUAUAAAAUUUUGGAUUUUUGAUCUUUUUUUACUUUUAUUUAUAGUUUUCAUUGACUUGACGUUGUUAUUUAAUUUUAAUGUCGCAAAACGAAAAUAAUAAUUUAUUUUGGAUAUUUUAGUUUUACUUGAAAACAAAAAGUAAAAGAAACUAUACAAUGUAGCAAUGAAGUCGUGAAAUUGUAAACAUACAUACAUAUGUAUAAACGUACAAACUUACGUACAUACGCAAGAGUUUUGCUCAACACGGCCUAAAAAACAAGUAACAGCAUAUUGCCACACAAUAGCCGCAACCUCAAUACAUUAGAAUAAACACUUGGAAUUAUUAAAUAAUUUGAGGAAAAAUGAAAACUAUAUGGACUUAAGUGCAGUUAACGCACAGAUUUCAAUACAUAUAUAAUUACAUGCAUUCAAACCAAAUACAUACAUACAUACUUUCAAGCAUACAUUAAAACCACUAUCAUUUAUUUGCAAA
Anastrepha obliqua is the source of this 7199-nucleotide messenger RNA. RefSeq names its product transmembrane protein 131 homolog (gene Tmem131). Gene Ontology annotation, cellular component: membrane. NCBI's taxonomy places the organism in Eukaryota, Metazoa, Arthropoda, Insecta, Diptera, Tephritidae. The transcript is spliced from 4 exons. The record is from RefSeq and is a predicted model, not a curated record. Bases 291 to 6101 code for a protein of 1936 amino acids.